This is a messenger RNA of Chaetomium fimeti, 1465 nucleotides long. Its product is annotated as S-adenosyl-L-methionine-dependent methyltransferase. The coding region runs from base 323 to 1255 and encodes 310 amino acids. Gene Ontology annotation, molecular function: S-adenosylmethionine-dependent methyltransferase activity. The transcript has a single exon. NCBI's taxonomy places the organism in Eukaryota, Fungi, Ascomycota, Sordariomycetes, Sordariales, Chaetomiaceae. The record is from RefSeq and is a predicted model, not a curated record.
GGCGCUGGUAGCGGACAUGCCACCCGGAGCUCUCGUCGGACUGCCCCUGGAAAUCCCUUUCCCGUAUCGCCCCGGAUGCGGGCUGAGACACUCGGGUGAUCUCAACCCUCCGACGUACUUUGGGCCGGUCCUCGGUCUGGGUGCACACCAGAGACGCCACCCCUGGGCAACUACAACUGAACGAUGUGAUGAUCACGAAGUCUCUAGCUGCAAGUAGCUGCCAAAAACCCUCAUUUGACCAUUCUUACGCAUUACUACUGCCAGUUGCAGAACCCUGAUUUCUUAAUCACUUCAUCUCACACCAGUCACCUUCAUCAACACCAUGGGUUCCAACAGCAACGAGAUCUUCGCCCAGGACGACAAGUUCUGGGACAACUACCUCAAAGGGCGGCCGCGAGUCCCAGACAGUUUCUUCACCCGCAUCUUCGACUACCACCAAGCCAACGGCGGAGCCUUCGGUACCAUCCACGACGUCGGCGCCGGCAACGGCGUCUACGCCCUCCGCCUACGGUCUCGCUUCUCCCACGUGCUCGUCUCGGACGUAGUCCCGGAGAACGUCGAUCUCGCCCGCCAACGGCUCCGCGGCACACAAGGGUUCAGCUUCCGCGUCGCCGCGCUCGAAGACUCCGCCAACAUCGCGCCGGGCAGCGUGGACAUGGUGUUCGCGGCCAACGUGAUGCACUUCCCGGACCCGCAGGCGGGCGCCAUGGCGGCCGUCGCGCGCCAGCUGCGGCCCGGCGGCACCUUCUGCGCGGCCGUGUUUGGGCCGGCCCGGUUCCGCGACGCCGCGCUGCAGGACCUCUGGGCCCGCAUCAGCGAGCAGGGCGGGCGCCAGCUGCUGCUCAAGGCCGCUGAUGACGCGGCGAGGGCCAAGACUAUUGGGGUCAUGGCGCGUACCCAGGGGGUGUAUAAUGUGGCGCCGUUGGAUCCGUCGCUUUUUCGGGCUGGGGCGAAGAGGAUUCAUCUCAAUAUGCGGGAGGGUGGUGUUCAGGGGAUGUUGCCGCCGGAAGAGGCGCAUCGGAAUACGGAGCCUGACUACGCGGGCCCGGAUGAUGUUGAGGUGCAUGAGACGGAUGAGGGGUGGGAUUUUGAGGCUGACCUUGCGGGGGUCAAGGAGCACUUCAAUUCGUUUCCUUUUAUCUCGCAGUUUCCCGAUGCUUUCAAGGAUUUGUACGAGGAGUUGGAAGUCAUGGCGGAGAGAGCCCCUUUCCAGGGGUAUUACCCAGUCAAGAUUAUUCUGGGAACGCGGUGUUAGGGGGCUUGGGCUUUGCGUUGAUCUCAUGCUUAGUGUUACGGAAAUUGACGUACCUUAGGUAGUUGAAUCUCAACCUGUCUGUAUGACCAAAAGAUUAUGGAUACCCAGGUUGUUUUGUCAUUUGUUUAACUUGAGGCUGUUGGUAUCAUGCGGAGCGUGACUAGGUAGGUAACACGGAAGUCUCCUGACAACCUGCUCCCACCUACCAGG